Pogonomyrmex barbatus (red harvester ant) is the source of this 1024-nucleotide messenger RNA. Its product is annotated as twisted gastrulation protein homolog 1-A. The record is from RefSeq and is a predicted model, not a curated record. Gene Ontology annotation, biological process: regulation of BMP signaling pathway. NCBI's taxonomy places the organism in Eukaryota, Metazoa, Arthropoda, Insecta, Hymenoptera, Formicidae.
GAGAUACGAGUUGUUUAAGGUGUGUUUAAAUUAAAAGAUAGAAAACCUAGCUCGACUUAGCAGACUUCACCUGUGCCGCUCCUGCGUUGCGAUCAAAGGGGGACUGGAAUAUCACAAGUAGCGUAUUAAUGAACAGAAGAUGUGAAAACGUGUGGAAAGUGCGGAGCGUGAAAGUGGCCGUCAGCAGCGAGCACGUUUGAGAUCGAGUCGGUCGCGCCUUUUCAAUUCAUCGCGUGCAACAGGAUGACGAGGUGGAGCGUGUUGUUCGUCGCGGCUAUCGUCGGGAUUCUGUUACUGACGACCGCAACGAAACGUUCAGAAGCGUGCAACGAGGCGAUCUGUGCCAGUGUUGUCAGCAAGUGCAUGUUGACGCAGAGCUGCAAGUGCGAUCUGGUCACCUGCACCUGCUGCAAAGACUGCUUCUCGUGUUUGAGUUACUUGUACGACGAGUGCUGCUCAUGCGUCGAUCUCUGCCCGAAGCCGAACAUCACCGACAACCCGUUGAGCAAGAAAUCUCACGUGGAGGAGUUCAGCGAGCCGGUGCCGGCGCUCUUCCAGGCACUCACAGCCGAAGCGGACUCGCUCGAGAGAUGGCUCACCUUCACGUAUCCGGUAGACUUUGACAUGGCGGUAUUUGCGCCGAAACUCGAGAACGAAAUGAAAUAUCAUAUGCAAACCGCGAACGAGGAGCUGCACCCGCUGAAGCCGAACGUGAUGACGGUGAACUGCACGGUCGCGUUCAUGGCGCAGUGCAAUUCCUGGAACAAGUGUCGGGCGUCCUGCCAGAGUAUGGGCGCCACGAGCUACAGGUGGUUCCACGACGGUUGUUGCGAGUGCGUAGGCGACACGUGCAUCAAUUACGGAAUCAACGAAUCGAGAUGCACGCACUGUCCGCUGGACAAGGAGGACGAGCUGAAGGACCAGUACGACGAUUACGGUCAAGACGAGGACGAGCUGGGCGAAGACGGGAUGGAUUAGCCUUCCGUUCGCGUCCGAACGCUUCCCUCAUUCCAAAUAUAUAUAU